AUGCAGUCCUUCGAGAACACGCCAUUGCCGCAGCCAAAACGCAACGGCCCGCCUUUGAACGUUGAUACUGCUAAUUACAGAGAGAAGAGGAUUGAGGCUUCACCCCCACGAACAGCCUCCGCGGCUCACGAAUCUCGGUCCAACAGAGGCAAUAUUGGUGCUGCGAAUCGGGCGCUGAAACCAAGAGAGACAUUUUUGGAAGAUAACAUACCGACGGAUCCUGCUGGAAACAAAGAAAAUGAGCCAGAGAAUGGGCAGCGCGGACGCGAUUCCCACGAUCUCUCUUUGUCGCCGAGACAAGUAACUCGCGACUCGCUAGUUGAUAAUAUGCUACUAUCCCUCGACCAAUUUUCAUAUGAGCAGGAGGCCGAGGGGUUUGGAACAAGGCCUACUGUGGAUGAAGAAAGAUUAUAUUCCACUUUUGACGAAGAAGAACCCUAUCAACCUACAUCGAAUUUCCCGCCCAGAAACGGCCGAACGGGACACAAUUAUUCCUACAGUUCCGACUACGAGGGCGCAGACGACUCCAGCCGAUACUCCUCGGGCCAAGCGUCUCGAGGGCGAAGAAGUAAUAGCAGUUCGAAUUUCCAAACUAGCUUAGGAAGGAUUGAUAGCAUUCGCAAAGAUUCAGGCAGCCAGGGGUUUGGUUCCAGGGGUCCAUCCGCACCAAUAACAGGGAUACAUUCGCGCAGCGGCAAAGGUAGCAAGGGAAGCAGUGCCAAUAGUUUUGACCUUGGAUACGCACAGGUUACAAGCAAUCAACGCUGGGCGCCGGGGUUCCAUGGGAGAUCUUCAAGCUUUGACUAUGGUGCGAAUCGGCAGACCAUGACUUCACAAUCAGAUGGGAUGGCUCGGCAAAACGGCCCUUCUUUCACCCCAUACGACUACGAUGCUGCGCCAACCCCUACAGUUCCAGUUGGGCCUCGAAGGCCUCGUCCGGCAUCACCAAUUUUGAUACCCCAGCAAGAACGUUCGCAGGUGGCCCCCGAGCCGGUGAAGCUGGAGCGGAAACGGAGUACAAGGUCAUCCAAGAGCGCAUAUGCGCGCAAAGGGUCUGCACCUCCAGCAGGGGGCAGGCAUGAUUAUGGGCUCGAUGACCAAAACCACCAGCUUCCACCUCUGCCCGCUUUUAUUAGAGAACCAGCACCAGCCCCAUUAGUUGGAUAUGGAAAGACAAAAAGCCCGCCAGUCUCCUCAGGAUCGAACCAACCCUCCAAAGACAAGCCUGGAUUUUUCAGAAGAGUUUUCGGCUCCUCCAAGACCAACCUUGCACCUGAACCUCCUGGGUCACACGGUUCCACUGCGUCUACUGAAACGACGAGUCGCCCAAAUAGCAAACCGCAUCACAAUGUCAACCAGACUAAGUCUCAACAUGUCCCACCACCUCGAGAACCACCACCCCCACCAAAGGAGCAGCCCCAUGUACUCACCAAAAAGACGUCGUCCUUCUUCCGGCGGCGAAAGAAGUCAGUGACGGAACCUCAGCCCCCAAUGCCUGUUCCUAUUGUCCCACCUAUACUCUCACAAAUGGGGGACGAGAGCAAAGGUCUACCAAGCCCCGUGAGCAGUCUUCGGGAAGUGAUGAAUCCCUACCUCAGGGCUCCCGCUAGGACUACAAUGGUCCCUCAAACUCGAAUAAGCAUUGAUCGCCAGAUGAACGAUAGUCCAGAACCGCACGACCGCAAUGUGAGAGGAUUUUCUCCAGAUUAUGAGCCUGACAAAAGCGCCACGAUCAGAACUGUCAAAUCGAGUUCGCGGGACGCUGAUGAAUCUAACCAGUCAAGUUCUGCUUACAUCACAGCCCGCCGCACGGGGAUUGACGGCCAAGACAGAGGCAUGGGAGACGGUACUUUUCUACAAGAUAACAGCGAUGUUGAUCCUGAUGCUCCCAGUAACGCUUCGAAAUUUGACAAUGCCACAAAAGAUAACUUGGAAGUUGGUAACACUUUGUCACCAAUAUCUCCCAUUACCCCCAUGUCAGCCACUCCAUCAGUAGCCCGUGAUAUAGCUCUUGUUGCUGAGUAUGAGAGAAUUCACUCGAAAAGAUCUCCAACGGUGGCGAAAUUCGAAACGGCAAAGACUUCUCCCACAAUUGAGUCUGCCAAGAGUCAAGCAGAAUCGAAGCAGAAGAAACCUGCAAGGGAGGAGGAAUGGGUCAUGCUUACACCUACAAAGCCCGAGUCCCAAGCCGAAAUUGAAAACCGUGUCUGGUUAGAACCAUCCGACGAUGAAGAAGUGGAAGACAGUAAUCUUGGUACAAAUAUAUCCAAAAAUACGGGCUCAACCGAUACAGUCUAUCAGUCUGCCACAAGUCUACCGAUUGUUAAGAUUGAGGGAGAGCCUGAAGAGGAUUUCGAAGAAGAGACAUCUAAACCAAAUCUUCUUAGCGCUGCCGAGGCUAUUAAAUCUCUGGACGAGCUGCCACCUGCUGUCGAUAACACCAUUCCGAUGGAAGGUGAUCGUGAAAGAGCGAAAAAGAUAUAUGAUGGAAACGAGGACUUUAUCUUAAAAGGAAAAGCAGCUGCAUGGAUGGGAGAAGAAGGUCCUAUCCGUUCAAGAACCUUGGUUGCCUAUAUGGAACUGUAUGAAUUUGCAAAUCUGAACAUUCUUGCAGCUCUACGGAAUAUAUGUGGCAAAUUGGUUUUGAAAGCCGAGAGUCAACAGGUCGAUCGCAUCCUGUGUUCCUUUGCUCGGCGAUGGUGCCAAUGUAACCCCAAACAUGGAUUCAAAGCUACUGAUGUCGUUCAUACUAUUUGCUACUCGAUACUUUUACUGAAUACUGACUUGCAUCUUGCCGAUAUUGAGCAGAAGAUGACUCGGAGCCAAUUUGUCAAAAACACGAUGCCUACGAUUCGAAAGAGCGUUUCCGAGUCCGCCCCAGAUGCUUUUGAGACGAGACCCUCUGUUUUACCAGGAAAGAACCAGGCUUUUGGCGUGGAUUCUGGUGAUAGUGCUUUGAAGCCAGAGAAAGAAAGGGCCUCUUUUGAAGCUGAACGUCCUUCUUGGCGGUCCUCCUUUAAGCCUCCACCUCGAAUAGAUCCGGAUGGGAACCGCAUUGCUCCAACUCCUCUUGACUACGAUACUCCCCAGGAUGAUUGCGGCCCUCUAGUGAAAGCACCAUUUCAUGGGACUUCACGCACUUGGGAGGUUCAAGUUGAAAUUGUUCUCAAGGACUUUUACAACUCUAUUCGUAGUGAACGCCUUCCGUUAUUCGGCGCUCCUAUCGAGAAGCCACAGCUCCAACCAGCAUCGACUAGCAGUUUGGCUGUGUUUACCAACGGUAUGCUUCGACGCAGCCCCAGUGUUCUAAGCAAAGCUCCUUCCGAUUCCCAAAGCUAUGCAAGAGGUAGGACCGCCCAGACAGUUCGUGAAGGGAAUGGCAAAUGGGCCACCAAGAACCGUUCAAGACCCCGGUUGUACCCUGGUUCUGGGAUGGGAUCUAGUAGAACUAGCCUGGAUGACCAAUCCUCGAUGUGGAGCCCGUCUGUUUCUUCAAGUACUUGGAGCAAGUACUCCCUGGGAAAAACGCACACUUCGAUGUCCGUUGAUUCGCUUGGAUCCAAUUGGCCGCAAGGCGAUUAUCAGCAAUCUAUUGGUUUCGCCAAUGCUCUUAGCCAGGCCAUUAUUCGCGAAGAGACUGUUGGCAGUGCUGGCAGUAAUGGGAGUGAUCGUGAAGAACUUCGCGUCGCACCUCUUCUCGAGGACGAGUCUUUGGAGCUUGCUGGUGCGCCAUGGGCGAAAGAAGGUAUUGUUAAGCACAAGCAUCACCUUGAAGCCUUGGACAAAAAAUCCAAAGACCGCAACUGGAAUGAGGUCUUUGCUGUUGUUGAGAAGGGAUACUUGAGUUUGUUUUCUUUCUCGACGAAAAGCAUGCGCAACAAAGGCAAGGGCAAGGCUACUGGAGGCGUUGUUGGUGGAGGCAACUGGCAGGAGAAUGCGCAGAAUCUUGGGUCGUUCCUCCUUAGGCAGACAAUUGCCAGUGCCCUUCCACCACCUGGGUAUUCAAAGCAACGUCCUCAUGUAUGGGCUCUGUCAUUACCUACUGGUGCAGUCCAUCUCUUUCAAGUUGGUACCCCAGACAUUGUCAAGGAGUUUGUAUCGUCAGCCAACUAUUGGAGCGCACGACUUUCGAAUCAUCCAUUGGUUGGAGGUAUUAGUAAUAUCGAAUAUGGCUGGUCUGAUUCUAUUGUCAACAACGCCUUGGUCGCUGCCAUCAAUGAGACCAAUGCUCCAAGACAAUCAAUCAACGGUCCUCGGCCAAGUAUUCAAAGCUCUUUGCGAUCUAGUCUCGACCAAUCCAGCGGAAGUGUGAGGUCCAAAUUACCUGGAGACCGCAUUGCGAUUUCCGACUGGUCCCCACCGACGCAAAGCAUGCGAGCUAGUAACCUGAUGGAGGCAGAUCAGUUGCAAACUUUGGUUACAUACGUCGCCGGCAUUGAAGAAGAGUUUCAGAAGCACAACCAAUUGCGAAGCCCAAUGCUUCUUGCUUUCACACCCCGCCACCCAAAUUCUCAGAAAGCAAUGGCAAACUGGGAAAAGAAAUCCUCAUAUCUUCUGCGCGAGAUUGUGAAAUUCAGAACCUACAUUGAUUGCUUACACGCGGCCCAAAUUGGCAAACAACGAAUCUAUACCGAGCGGGCUGCCGAAAGGGCCGUCGCAGAGGGAUAUGAUGAUGAUGAUGGCGACAUUACUUUACGCCCAGAAGACUAA
Molecule: messenger RNA, 4710 nt
Organism: Lachnellula hyalina
Lineage: Eukaryota; Fungi; Ascomycota; Leotiomycetes; Helotiales; Lachnaceae
Product: PH and SEC7 domain-containing protein
Exons: 3
Coding region: 1-4710 (1569 amino acids)
Biological process (GO): regulation of ARF protein signal transduction
Molecular function (GO): guanyl-nucleotide exchange factor activity
Source: RefSeq, a predicted model, not a curated record